This is a messenger RNA of Penicillium verrucosum, 363 nucleotides long. RefSeq lists its product as uncharacterized. The record is from RefSeq and is a predicted model, not a curated record. The transcript has 2 exons. Lineage: Eukaryota; Fungi; Ascomycota; Eurotiomycetes; Eurotiales; Aspergillaceae. Bases 1 to 363 code for a protein of 120 amino acids.
AUGGCUCCUAUAAAUUCCAUCCUCGAGCCCCGGCAGUCAAGCGGCGCUAACUGCCCAAGCACAAUCAGCGGCGGGGGAAUUGCAGGUAUCGUCAUCGGCUCGAUCGCAGGGACCCUCCUCAUCCUCUGGCUGUGGCGGAUAUGCCGACUUCCCGGAGCGUUGAGCGGCGAUACAUCUGAAGUCGGCUACCGGCCUCCAAUUACUCGCAGCAGCACGAGUAGCCGUGGACGGCGACAGCGUCGUCGUCCAUCCGGGACGUACAUCGAUUAUGUCGAGAAGCCGACCAGUGUACGCAGCGCGCGCCGAUAUAGGGAUCGCGAUGAUUUGCGUCGGCCGGCUAAGGUUUAUAUGACAGAGCCGUGA